AUGCCUAUGGACUGGACUGAUCCGCAGGCUGAUGCCAAACUUCUGGUCGGCAUCAUUACUCUCCAUAAUGUGAAGCUCGACCACAAAGCCUUAGCUGAAUUCAUGGGUCAUGGCUGCACAGCCAGUGCCAUUCAGCACAGAGUCCAGCGUAUUAAGGAAAAACUCCGUAAUGAAUCCCCUGUGGAAGGUACUGCCGCCGGUGCUUCUCCCGGCUCUGCUCCUCAGCAGGAAGAAGGCAGUGCUCCCGAUUCGUCUCCCACAAAGCCCAAGAGAGGAAGACCGGCGAAGCGAGGCGCAAAGGGGUCCCCUUCUAAGAAGCAGAAAGCUAGCAUUGAGAAUGAUUCUACUUAG
Molecule: messenger RNA, 351 nt
Organism: Aspergillus pseudotamarii
Lineage: Eukaryota; Fungi; Ascomycota; Eurotiomycetes; Eurotiales; Aspergillaceae
Exons: 3
Coding region: 1-351 (116 amino acids)
Source: RefSeq, a predicted model, not a curated record